AUGAGCAGGUCAAUCCUCCGCUCCGUCCUGGAGCUGCGGACGCCCAUCACCCGCCUCCCGCCCUCGUACCUGCUGCCCACCUAUGCCCGCAGCAUCUCCAGCACAGCAAAGGCCGCAACGCCAGCCGCCGCGACUGCUCCGGCCUCCAGCUCGUCAUUACCGCCCGCCAACCCCCCAGCAGUGCGGCACCCGCCCUCCCUCCAGACCAGCCCGGCGCCGACGCCCUCCUCGGCAAAGCAGAGCAUAACAGAGCUCCUCCCGCUCCUGCGCGCCCAGCCGAACCACUACAUCACCGCCCACAUCCACGGCUUCCCCUACCUCGUCACCGAGGGCGACCAGGUCCGCCUGCCAUUCCGCAUGCCGGGCGUGCUCCCCGGCGACGUCCUGCGCCUCAACCGCGCCAGCGUGCUCGGCUCCCGCGACUACACCCUCAAGGGCGAGCCGUACAUUGACGAGGGCCUGUUCGAGUGCCGCGCCACCGUCCUGGGCACCGAGUCCGAGCCCCUGCGCGUCAAGAUCAAGACGAAGCGCCGCAACCGCCGCUCCCAGCGCGUCACGAGCAAGCACAAGUACACCAUCCUGCGCAUCUCGGAGCUCAAGGUCGUAUAA
This is a messenger RNA of Microdochium trichocladiopsis, 609 nucleotides long. RefSeq names its product ribosomal protein L21-like protein. NCBI's taxonomy places the organism in Eukaryota, Fungi, Ascomycota, Sordariomycetes, Xylariales, Microdochiaceae. The transcript has a single exon. Gene Ontology annotation, cellular component: ribosome; mitochondrial large ribosomal subunit. Gene Ontology annotation, molecular function: structural constituent of ribosome. The record is from RefSeq and is a predicted model, not a curated record. The coding region runs from base 1 to 609 and encodes 202 amino acids.